AUGGAAAAAGGAGAGCAUUUGGGGAAAGAUAAUAUAACUACAUUUGAGGAAGUUCCCUUGGAGCCUGUGGAAGAACAACAACAAUCUUUGACUACCAACAACGCAUUUGUCCAAGCUUUCAAUAUGGAUUAUGUAACUGUUCAAGCAACAUUGAUUGAAGAUCUGGAACAAAAUAAGAGGGGAAAAUCAACAAUACAAUCUAAUUCAACAUUACAGGAGGAGUUGCCUCCAGAGGGUUUUCUUAAGAUGAAUGCAGAUGGAGGAUCUCAUGGAAAUCCUGGAGAGGCUGUGAAAGGAGCAGUUUUACGUAAUCAGUGGGGUCAGGUGGUUGUUGCAAGGUUCAAAGACUCUUCUGUUAGCAAGUUGGACAUUCAUCUUCUAUCACUCAGUAGCGCUGAAUUUGUUCAGAACAUUGGGUUGUCGAUGGUUUUUCUUUCUCAGGGAUAUAAAGAGUCUGGGACAGCCCCUCAUUUCAGAAUUUUCUCUGAAGACCAAAUGCAUUACUGCUCAGAAAGGCUAAUUGGCCUUUUGAUACGUGAAACAAGUUAUCAAUUG
Messenger RNA from Ilex paraguariensis (yerba mate), 555 nucleotides. Lineage: Eukaryota; Viridiplantae; Streptophyta; Magnoliopsida; Aquifoliales; Aquifoliaceae. The record is from the annotation of a GenBank genome assembly.